Rhopilema esculentum is the source of this 2268-nucleotide messenger RNA. Lineage: Eukaryota; Metazoa; Cnidaria; Scyphozoa; Rhizostomeae; Rhizostomatidae. The record is from RefSeq and is a predicted model, not a curated record.
AUGGAGAACAGGCCAGAGAUAGCUACAGAAGUAGACAGGCUAUGGGACUUAGAGACUGUCGGGAUCCGAGAAGGUGAUCCAGUGCACGUGGAGUUCAAAGAUACAGUCAAGUUCAACGGUAGACGUUAUGUAGUAAAUCUACCUUGGAAGUCAGCAACAGCCAAAGCCUCAUUACCAGACAACAAGAAGCUAUGUGAAAAGCGGCUACGUUCUCAGCUGAAAAGAUUAUUUAGAGUCCCGGAGCAGUUAGAAGCUUAUGAUGGCAUCAUACAAGAGCAGAUAAAGGCGGGAAUUGUGGAAAAGGCUCCCAAGAAAGAAACAGGGGUAACAGCCACCCACUACAUACCCCAUAAUGCUGUCAUUCGACAAGAAGCAGAGUCAACAAAAGUGAGAAUCGAGUUUGACGCGUCAGCAAAGGAGAGGAAACGUAGCUAUUUGCUAAAUGAGUGCCUUCACAAGGGACCACCAUUGAUACCUAUGCUGUUUGACAUUGUGCUUCGGUACAGAAUGUACCUCGUUGCUCUGGUGGGUGAUGUACAAAAAGCCUUUCACCAGAUUGAAGUAGCAGUUGAAGACAGAGAUUGCCUAAGGUUUUUGUGGGUUGAAGAUCCAAAGAAUGCAAUUUCAGAGCUUUCUGAGUUGAGGUUCACUCGGGUUAUCUUUGGAGCGGGUCCGAGUCCAUUCUUGCUAAAUGCGACGAUGCAAAGGCACAUUGGAGGCUAUGAGGAGACAGAUCCAGAGUUUGUCAGUUUGGUGGUUAAAAGUGUAUUUGUGGAUGAUUUUGUUGGUGGCGGUAGAAACUCGACAGAAGUUAUCACAUUGAAAAAGAAACUCACCGAUGUAAUGCAAGAAGGUGGCUUCACUCUUCACAAGUGGAAGUCAAAUAUUGAGGAAGUGUGCAGCUCGCCAACGGUGGACAGUAAAGGCGAUGAAGACGAAACAUUUGCGAAGCAGAAACUUAAUCUGGAUGAGAGCCAAAGUAAAGUCCUUGGGAUAAAGUGGAAUCCAAGGAGUGAUAUAAUGGCAGUGGAAUUGUCACAGGUUGCAGAGGAAGCAGAAAGGGAUUUACGCAUGACCAAAAGGGAGUUGCUGAGCCGCUUGUCCAGAAUCUAUGACCCAUUAGGAGUUGCGGGUCCGAUCACCAUUGUUGGUAGAAAGAUCUUCACAUAUGCUUGCAGAGAAGGUAUAACUUGGGACAGUUUGGUCAGUGAAGAUCUGCAUGGUAAAUGGAAGACAUUUGAAAGAAAUUUGAAGCAAAGGUCAGAGAUAGAGUUCCCAAGAUGUGUUGCAUUGUCAGAGAAGCCAAAGGAGAUGUCAUUGCACACCUUCGCAGAUGCAAGUCAAACAGCCUACUGCGCGGCCGUGUAUUUGGUUGUGACGUUGCCGCAAGGAAAGUUCAGUAACCUGCUGACUGCUAAAACCAGGCUGCCUCCAUUGAAGAAGGAAAUGACCAUUCCACGUUUGGAGUUGACAGCAGCAAGGAUUGCGGCAAGGUUGGCAGCGACAGUAAAACAAGCACUGGCAGGAUUUGAGUUAAAAAGGGUCUGCAUGUGGUCGGAUAGUUGCACGGUUCUCCAUUGGCUGCAAAGACGAGGUCAGUAUCGCCAAUUUGUUGAAUACAGAGUCAAGGAAAUCGAACAUCUGUCAAAUGGUGCAACAUGGCAGUAUUGUCCAACAAGCGAAAAUCCGGCGGAUCUUGGCACAAGGGGCAAAACACCGCUACAAUUACAAGGGAGUGACCUGUGGUGGCAGGGACCAUCGUGGCUGAUUUCUGAUCAGUGGCCAGAACAGCCCAUCUUGUCAAGGGAAAAGGAAAUCGAAGAUGAAGAAAUAAAUCCAGUGUUACAGAUGGCCACGACGAUAAAAGAAAGGGGACUUUCAAGUUUGAUAAGGUUGAAAGAUUAUAGCUCAAAGAGAAGAUUACUUGGUGUAACUGCGUGGAUUUUGCGUUUUAUGAAGAACUGCAGGGCAAGCAAGGGAGAUAGGCUCCAACUGAAAUACGUUACAACGGACGAAGUAAAGGAAGCGGAAGAGAGGUGGGUGAAAGUAGUACAAUGCGAAAUUGAAGAGAGUGCAAAUUACAAGCAGUUGGUGCAACAGCUGAACGUUGUAAAGAUAGACGGAGUGAUGAGAUGCAAGGGAAGAUUGCAGUUUUCUGGAUUGUCGUUUGAAGUACAGAAUCCAGCGUUGUUACCAAGAAGACUAGCUACGUUUGCCGGAGAAGAAACGAGUGAACUACAAACUCAGGUUUUGAAUCAAGAAGAUUAA